AUGAUUCCACCCGAAUCCGAAGAAUCGCCCUUGGGCUUCACAGGCGCCCCAACGACGUACAGCCAGCACGACGACGCCGCCGCCCAGGUCGAAGAUUUUGACUCUCAGAGUCCCGCGAGCUCGCGCGACCCCGGCAGCGUCCAGACCGUAAACGACACCGCAACAACAGCCCCCGAGCACCGGGAUGACGCACAGGGUGGCAGCAGAAACACCGCGCAGAGUAAUAACCAGGAAAGCGAUAAGCCCGCGUGGAGCGAGAUGAAGACCAAAGCUGGGAAGGAGCGAAAGCGCUUACCAUUGGCUUGUAUCGCAUGCCGGCGCAAGAAAAUUCGCUGCUCGGGCGAGAAGCCCGCGUGCAAACAUUGUUCGCGGUCUCGCAUUCCCUGCGUCUACAAGGUUACCACGAGGAAGGCGGCCCCGCGGACGGAUUAUAUGGCCAUGUUGGAUAAGCGGUUGAAGAGGAUGGAGGAUCGUGUUAUUAAGACGAUCCCUAAGGAAGAGACGAGGGAUAUGACUGCUAUUGGGCGGUCUGUGGUUAGGCCUCCGGCCCCCGGGCAGCCGACUUCGAAGAGUCAGAAGAAACGGUCUGCGGAUGAAGCUUUUGCGUCGGAGCUGGAUGACUGGACUCGUGAGGAGCGCAGGGCACCGCAGGACACAUUUCCUAUGAGCAAGUCGGGCGAUGGCGGAUCCAGCCUUCUGACCGAGGGAGCCGAGUUUUUGCCGUCCUUGGAGAUCCAAGAACAUCUUGCAGAAGUAUUCUUCGAUUGUGUAUACGGGCAGUCGUAUCUUUUGCUUCACAAGCCUAGUUUUAUGCGCAGAUUACGAGCCGGGUCCGUUCCUCCGGUAUUGAGUCUCGCUGUGUGUUCUGUCUCUGCUCGAUUCUCGACGCAUCCGCAGCUCAACUCGGAGCCCCCAUUCUUACGAGGGGAGAACUGGGCGAAUCCUGCCGCUGCCAUUGCAUUGAGUCGCCAUGACGAACCGAAUAUCACCAUCCUGACUGUCUUCUUAUUACUGGGAUUACACGAGUUUGGAACCUGCCAUGGUGGGCGAAGUUGGUCUUUUGGAGGCCAGGCUCUGAGGAUGGCAUACGCCUUGCAACUUCACAGAGAGCUUGAUUAUGAUCCGCUUUUACAACACAGUAACGGCAACGGGUCACAGCUAAGCUUCACUGAUAGGGAGAUUCGACGGCGUACUAUGUGGGCCUGCUUGCUGAUGGAUAGAUACAAUUCGUCCGGGAGCCAACGGCCGCCCAUAGGAAACGAGAAGUUUUUGCAUAUUCAGCUUCCCAUAAAGGAGUCGCAUUUCCACAUGGAAAUACCAGGACCGACGGAGGACCUGGACGGAAAUGUGCCUAACCCGGUCCCAGAUGACAUCGGACAGCUGUCUAAUGCUAAGGAAAACAUGGGUGUCUCGGCCUACAUCAUCAAGACCGUGGUCAUUUGGGGGCGCAUUGUCGACUAUCUGAAUCUUGGAGGGAAGAGGAAAGAUCCCCAUCCUCUGUGGUCUCCAGAAUCUGGCUACACGCGCCUCAAACGGCAAAUUGACGAGUUCUCUGCAAGCCUCCCAAGCCAUCUUCUAUUCACCUACGAAAACCUCCAAAUACAUGCGGCAGAACGGAUCGCAAACCAAUUCCUCUUUCUUCACAUAAUUAUCCACCAAAACAUUCUCUUCUUGAACCAGUUUGCGAUUCCACUGUCUCCCGGAGGGCGGCCUCCCAGGGAUAUGCCCAAAGCUUUCUUAAGCAACGCAGGACGAGCAGCAGUUGAAGCCGCCCAUCACAUUUCUGUUCUCAUCGACCGUGCAUCGGCCUACCCACUUACUGUACCAUUUGCAGGGUACUGCGCGUACUCUGCCAGUACGGUGCACAUCUGGGGGAUAUUUUCCAAGAACGCACAGCUGGAAGCUCGGUCCAAAGAAAAUUUACGGCACACCUAUCGGUACCUGAACAAGAUGAAGAAGUAUUGGGGCAUGUUUCACUACAUGGUGGAAAGUGCCAAAGAUCGAUACCGGCAAUUUGCAGACGCUGCCAUCAAGGGCACGGUUGCCACACAUGACGGCGGCAAAAUCACUGCCAUGUUCCAAUACGGCGAUUGGUUUGACAAAUACCCUCACGGAGUGUCGCGAAUGCACUGGGAGGAUCCUGGCGCAAAGCAGAAGGAGACAGGCGACGAUGCGGUCAUGGGUCAGAAACCAGACUUGCAGAGCGUGGAAGACUUCUUCGCAAGUCUUUCUCCUACGCCCCAGACCGCAGUUCCUCGCAGAUCACAUUCAAGGAAGGCUAGCCGCGUCGAUAGCGCCAGCGCCGAGCAGCCACCUCAACCACAGUCAACGGUCGACGUGAACAUGGAAAGCUCGCCCGGGAUGCUGGGGACAUCUGGAGCUGGAUUCCCACAACCAGCCAUGUACAACCACGGCCGCGCGCAAGCAUUCGGGCCCUCCCCACUCGAUUUCAACAUCCCAUCCGACCACCUUCCCCAACUCGAUCGACAAUUUGUCUACGGUUCUUUUGCUGGCUUCGACCCGGCUUCCUUCGAAGCACCGCCACCGCCCCCACCAGCAAAUAACCCACCAAUACUCCCGUCCGCAACCAACGGCGUGGAGCCCCAACACCAUCAAGACGCCGCCAUUUUCACGGGCCAACUCGACCCGACCGCACCCUCAGGCGCAGGCGAAUAUUACCAGCCCAGCGCAUGGUUCCUGCCAUUUAAUCUCGAACCCAUCGCCCCAGCACCGGGUAUGGAACAUCCCCCCGGCGCCGGCGGAGGCGGCGGUGACAUGUUCGGGAAUACGGGUAUACCCAUGGGGACAUACGAUUUUGGUAUGGGUGGGAUGAAACGAGAUCCCUAG
Messenger RNA from Aspergillus chevalieri, 2847 nucleotides. Its product is annotated as putative C6 transcription factor. Gene Ontology annotation, biological process: regulation of DNA-templated transcription; DNA-templated transcription. Lineage: Eukaryota; Fungi; Ascomycota; Eurotiomycetes; Eurotiales; Aspergillaceae. The transcript has a single exon. The coding region runs from base 1 to 2847 and encodes 948 amino acids. Gene Ontology annotation, molecular function: zinc ion binding; DNA-binding transcription factor activity, RNA polymerase II-specific; DNA binding. Gene Ontology annotation, cellular component: nucleus. The record is from RefSeq and is a predicted model, not a curated record.